Molecule: messenger RNA, 890 nt
Organism: Vitis riparia (riverbank grape)
Lineage: Eukaryota; Viridiplantae; Streptophyta; Magnoliopsida; Vitales; Vitaceae
Product: protein CURVATURE THYLAKOID 1B, chloroplastic
Exons: 6
Coding region: 131-646 (171 amino acids)
Cellular component (GO): thylakoid; chloroplast thylakoid membrane
Source: RefSeq, a predicted model, not a curated record
UGAAAAUUAUCUAUCUCCUCCACUCCAUGUAAAACCAGAAAAACAAAAACAAAAACAAAAAAGGAUCCAUCCAAUUCCCCAGUGGCCUGAGAAAUCUCUCACCUAGCCUGAAGGAUUUUUUUCAGAAGCCAUGGCCUCAACCACCACCCCACUUUCCAUCUCCUCCUCAUCCACCCUCAUUGAUGGCAAGGCUCCUCGCCAAUCUGCCGCCGCAUCGUCCCAAUGCGUUACUCUCCCUACACUCCCUCCUCCUCCUGUGCCAUCUCAGAACCGGCCUGGGAAAGGCACCACUUACUGUCGUAAGAUCGCUCGCAAUGUCAUCGCCAUGGCCACUGGGGAAGCUCCUGCAGAGGUUGGUACAACUGAGGUGCCAGAGAUUAUCAAAACAGUUCAAGAGGCUUGGGACAAAGUUGAAGAUAAGUAUGCAGUGAGCUCCCUUGCAGCAGCUGGUUUUGUUGGAUUGUGGGUCUCUUCAGGGAUGGUCUCGGCCAUUGAUAGGCUUCCUUUGGUUCCUGGUGUGCUUGAGAUUGUAGGCAUUGGCUACUCUGGGUGGUUUGCAUACAAGAACCUGAUUUUCAAACCAGACAGGGAUGCUUUGAUACAAAAAAUCAAGGACACAUACAAGGAAAUAAUAGGGAGCAGCUAAAGGAAGUUGAAAGAAGAAAUGCUGCUGAGAUGAGGCAAAGUUUUGAUUUCUGAAGCAAAUAUCCUGCAGCAUUAGUGCAUGAAAAUGUGACCAUGCUUCUUUUUGUUCUCGUAAGGUUCUAACCCAUGUAAGGUGCUUUUCUUGAAGAUACUUGUAACUAUUAUAUAUAUGCAUUAUUUCCCUGUCUGUAGCACUAUUUAAUGCCAUAAUGAUAUUUCUUUGGUUAAUUGAAAGUUCUUGAUCA